GUUCGUAGGUCGGUUCCAAUUCUUAACAGUUGACAACGAAGAUCCUUUUUAACAAUGUUUUUUUUUUUGCUUCUUCCUUAAUUAGAACAAACUUAACAGCUAAUCCAACUGGAAAUCGCGAAACCGCCCAAAUUCCCCAACGAAACCCGUCCCAUCAGUUACGAUUUUUUCCCCAACCGACGGCCAGCAACACUUCGUCGUUUGGAUCCUUCAUCGCUAAAAUGACCGUUGACGAAGGGAAGACGAGCGGUGUCUCCGUCACCGUUGACGCCAGCUCCGGUGCUGAGCCGGCGUUUUCGCGCCAAUAUUACUAUGGAACGUUCCAAGGCGUAAAUUCUCAGCCGCCGAUGCCUUCUGCUCCGCCUCCUCCAGCGUCUGCCCCGGUUGUUGGAUUCCCUCAACCGAUACCCCCACCUGGCACCGCCGUUCCUUCGCCCUAUUAUUAUCAUCAGCAUGUUGGUUAUCAAGCGGUACCAGGUUAUGCUGUUGCUGAAGGUAUAUAUGUUGUACCACGUAGGCUUCCUUGUUGUGGCAUCGGGAUUGGUUGGUUGCUGUUUAUUUUUGGUUUUUUCCUCGGUGCUGUUCCCUGGUACAUUGGAGCUUUCCUUUUAAUGUGUGCUAGGUUGGAUCACAGAGAAAAACCAGGACUUUUUGCUUGUACAUUGGCUGCGAUACUGGCGUUAGUGGCUAUUAGCCUUGGAGUGACAAAAGCCACCAAUGCCUGGUGAAGGUUCAAAAACUCCUGAAAGGGGUCUAUGUCAACAGUACGUCGAGGGGAGGGAAGUAAAUUGAACGAAGGAACACAAAGCAUAUGGUCAGAAAUGUGAAAGAUGAUCGGCAGCUUACCAUUAACUCGUCACACACAGAUAUAUGUAGUUUACAGAUGUAAAAUUGACUUGGAAGGUCACUUGGUUAUUUAUCUUUUGUGGAUAUUUCUUUUUGUCUGUGAAUAGGUUCUUUGGUGCUUGAUAUAUUUAUUUCAAUUACUUGGUAGAGUAGUGAAAAAGAAAAUCCUCAUUUCCCCCGAACACAACAAGAAUCAUCUUGUUCUCUCAAUUUUUUUUUUUAUUUUUUUUUUGGGAAAGAAUUAUCUUGUGGAAAUGUAGGAUUUAUGUGAAACUGAAUAAAUAAAAGUCAGGAGUAUUUACAUAUGGUUCGGCCAAUGCUCUCUAUUCUAUACUACAUAUCACAAAUUCACUUAGAAUCUGAGUGAAUGUGAAAUAAUUUUAUGAAAUAAAAAUGC
Oldenlandia corymbosa var. corymbosa is the source of this 1243-nucleotide messenger RNA. NCBI's taxonomy places the organism in Eukaryota, Viridiplantae, Streptophyta, Magnoliopsida, Gentianales, Rubiaceae. The record is from the annotation of a GenBank genome assembly.